Molecule: messenger RNA, 2280 nt
Organism: Symbiodinium necroappetens
Lineage: Eukaryota; Dinophyceae; Suessiales; Symbiodiniaceae
Source: the annotation of a GenBank genome assembly
AUGGUAACAGAGCCAGAGCGCCUGGGGCCAGAGUGGGAUGUGGUCUGGUCCGUGUUGUCCCGGUCCGCGCGCUUCGGGGCCAGGCUGCUGGAUCCCGACUCUUUGGAUCUGGAGGUCAAUGGCUCCAGAAGAAGCUUGGCCUUUGAGGAGAAGGAUGACUUUAUGAUUCGUCUUGCGCUGCAGGAGAUUCGCGUCAUGGAGGGCCAUCAUCAGAACGCAUCCCCGGCACGCUGCAUACAGGCUGUUUGGCGUGGAUUUCAUAUGCGUCGAUCCGUGGAGCGGCACAAGGUUCGAAUGGUGCAAGCCGUAAGAGCGCUGCAACGUGGGGCUCGACGCCUGUUGUGGCGAAAAGACAUGGCGGAGUACGUCAAGGAAUAUUUGGGCGAGAUCGAUGAACUGGACUUGCUCUUGGACGCGAAGGAGAUGCUGCGACGCAGGGCGUUGAAGCUCAUCGAGCCGGGCUCAGAGAUGAGAACCAUCCCUGUUUUCGUGGAAUUCAAGCAUUCCGGCCUCUGUGACUCCCAUUUUGGAGGCUUGCACUUGGAUGCACCGUCAUCUUGGACCGUAGGGGACCUCAGGGCCCGAAUUCAGGAACUGACAGAAGCACCGCUCCUUCGGCAGCGAUUGGUCCUCGCUGAGGCCCUGGAGGAGACGGGUGAAGGCGGCCCCUUUGGCUCGGGAUCGCCGUGCUUGGAAAAUGGAGAGUUCUUGUCCGGGAUUCUGCCACCGUCGCGGGAGCUCCGCGUCGCUGCGGUCCCGAGCUCGGAGCGCCAGGCGGCCUGGCAACUGCGCGUGGGCGCGCGGCCUGCGGCCUUAGAGGAAGCACCCGAUGUCAUCCGGGACGAUUUCGCCGUAGUAUUGGAGGCCGUCUGCCACUGCGGGGAGGCUUUGCAGUUCGCUUCGGAGCAGCUCCGGAAGGACCGGACCUUGGUGCAGGCCGCCGUCCGCCAAUCUGGUGCGGCCCUUUUCUACGCAUCAGAGGAGCUGCGAAGGGACGGCGCUUGGGUGCUGGAGCUUGGGAGACACAGCCCUGGGGCACUGGUGGCAGCUUUGGAGGGUCCGCUGGCCACUGACCGGGCAUUUCUCGUCGGCGCAGUGGCUCUCCACCCGGUGAUGCUCAGCAGGGUAGGCGAAGAGAUUCGCUCCGACCGAGACUUCCUGCUGGAGGUCCUGAGCCAACGCGGUGAUGCCUUGGCGGCUUUCUCCGAGGAAGCUCGUGCAGACAAGGAGAUGGUGAUGACGGCGGUCAGCAGGUUCGGCGGAGCACUGGAGUUUGCCUCCGAGGAGCUGCGUGAGGAUCGGGAGGUGGUGCAAAGAGCCGUCCUGAACGGGGCCGCCCUGCCUCCAGGCUUCAACAGCGACCGCGAGCUGGUGCUCGAGGCUGUUCGCUUGGACGGAAUGGCCCUGGAACUCGCCAGCAAGGAGCUCCGUGAUGACGAAGAGGUGGUGAUGACAGCAGUGCGACAGAACGGCCAUGGAAACAGGUGGGCUUCACGUCGACUUCGAUCCAACAGGGCCUUCGUCUUGAGCGCUGUGCGGGUUGCUGGAAGCGACGUGCUCCAGCAUGCCUCCGUCCGGCUUCGGACAGAUGGAACCUUUAUGGCCUUGUUGGGUGCCGAUGGCUGCACCGAAGAGGACAUCAUCUGCCGUGGCAAGCACGAGGAACAGAUCCUCAAGCGCUUCCUUUUAAACGAGGCUCGUGUUCGGAGAUGGAUACUGCAGCGGAGUCUGCAGCGCAGGGAGCGGAAGGCAGCGGAGUUGAUCUGUCGCCAUGCUCGCAGCUGCCUGGUUCGGCGCAGGUUGCUCUAUGCACAAGCCGAUCUGUAUGAGUCUCAGACGUUCUAUUUUCCCGAGCGGCAUGCUUGGGAGUUCCACGUUUUGUGCAACCUGGUACUGCGGGCUCACGGCUGGCCGUCGUUGCCAGCAGACCACGCAUUUGAGGAUGCCAAUGUUUUGGGCAUCCGUUUCCCAGAAUUCAACGAGGCGCCGCGACGAGACAGCACGCUGCUGCGCUUCCUGGGUUUCGCUGGUCGGGUGGUGCUGCGACCGCUCCGUUGUGGAAGGCCAACAAGUCAGCAAGUUACCGAGCUGGCAGAGAUGUCAGAGCUACAAAGGAAUGACCCAAAGGAGGGCAAAGAAGGGGGUGAAAGGAAGGUCCGGCGCCGUGGCGACAGCUUCAACAAUCGUUGCCGCAGGGCCUUCCAGAACUCCUGCUGCCCCGGCCCACAUCCUGUACGCAUCGAGGCCAGGGCUCAAGUGCAAGACUGCGUCCUCCUGAAG